Molecule: messenger RNA, 2021 nt
Organism: Ziziphus jujuba (common jujube)
Lineage: Eukaryota; Viridiplantae; Streptophyta; Magnoliopsida; Rosales; Rhamnaceae
Product: probable pectinesterase/pectinesterase inhibitor 41
Exons: 2
Coding region: 113-1807 (564 amino acids)
Biological process (GO): cell wall modification
Molecular function (GO): pectinesterase inhibitor activity; pectinesterase activity
Source: RefSeq, a predicted model, not a curated record
UGCUCUCAUCCACUAUAUAGUAAACCAAUUUCCUAGCCAUAGCCAAUACACAAUCUCAGAACUUCAAAGUCUCUUUUUUUUUUUUUCUCUCUUAUUCUUCUGGCCAAAAGACAUGGCUUCUAAGCUAGUCUUCCUCAUCACAGCUUCAUUUUUCAUCUUCUUUUUAUCCUUUGCCUCUGUAUCCUCUGCUAAUAACUCCACAACAACCCCUGUGUCCUCAGGAACCAUUUGCAAGUCCACCCCCGAUCCUUCUUAUUGCAAAUCUGAGCUCCUUGCAUCACAAAAUGCCAAUGUCUACAACUACGGUCGGACUUCCGUCCGGAAAUCGAUAUCGCAGGCCUUUAAGUUCGUUAACUUGGUGGACAAGCAUCUUCGUCGGAGAUCGGUAUUAUCCACGACGGCAAUUCGUGCUCUCGAGGAUUGCCGGUUGCUUGCCGGGCUAAACAUUGAUUUCUUGUCAAGUUGUUAUGAAACCCUUAAAAAAACCAGCGGAGUUCUUCCUGUUUUAAAAGCCGAAGAUGUUCAAUCCAUGCUUAGCGCAAUCUUGACCAACCAGCAAACUUGUUUGGAUGGCAUACAAGCCACCGCUUCGUCUUGGAGCCUGAAAAAUGGUAUUUCAGCUCCACUUGCUAACGAUACAAAGCUUUAUAGCCUCUCUCUUGCUUUGUUCACCAAAGGUUGGGUGCCUAAGAAAAAGAAACUGACUUCUUGGCAUCCGAGUAAGAAACAGCAGGGCUUCAAAAAUGGACGCUUGCCGUUGAAAAUGUCCAGCCAAAGCCGAGCCAUUUACGAGUCGGUGAGCCGUAGAAAACUUCUCCAAGAUGCAGGGGAAGAAGAUCAGCAGGUUUUGGUGAAUACAAUUGUGACGGUGAAUAAUGACGGAACCGGAAACUUCACCACAAUCAAUGACGCUAUUGCUUCGGCUCCAAACAACUCUCUAUCCACUGACGGUUAUUACUUGAUUUAUAUAUCCGCCGGUGUUUACGAAGAGUAUGUUUCUGUUGCUAAAAACAAGAAGUACUUGAUGAUGAUCGGUGACGGUAUCAACAAGACUAUCAUCACCGGCAAUCGCAGCGUCGUAGAUGGCUGGACUACUUUCAACUCUGCAACAUUUGCUGUUGUGGCGUCGAAUUUCGUGGCGGUGAACAUAACAUUUCGGAACACUGCCGGAGCAAUCAAGCAUCAAGCUGUUGCAGUUCGAAGUGGAGGAGAUUUGUCGACAUUCUAUAGUUGCAGUUUCGAAGGAUACCAAGACACACUUUAUACACAUUCUUUGAGACAAUUCUACAGAGAAUGUGACAUAUACGGGACGGUGGAUUUCAUAUUUGGAAAUGCUGCAGUUGUUUUCCAAAACUGCCAUUUAUAUCCUCGCCUUCCAUUGAGUAACCAAUUUAAUGCAAUCACGGCUCAAGGUCGAACCGACCCGAAUCAAAAUACGGGUACUUCCAUUCACAAUUGUACUAUUAAAGCUGCUGAUGACUUGGCUAACAGCAAUAGUAGUUUCCGAACAUAUCUUGGUAGGCCAUGGAAACAGUAUUCAAGGACUGUUUAUAUGCAAUCUUUCAUGGAUAGGUCUAUCGAUCCCACUGGUUGGCGUGAAUGGGAUGGAGAUUUUGCUCUCAACACCUUGUAUUAUGCUGAGUUUAAUAAUACAGGACCCGGAUCAGACACCAGCAACAGAGUUAAAUGGACCGGUUACCAAGUGAUUAAUGCUACUGAUGCUGCUAAUUUUACGGUGUCCAAUUUCUUGGGAGUUGGUUUGUUCGAUGACACGGGAGUGCCUUACAUUAGUGGCUUAAUUGAAUAAUUGUUUGGGAAAUUUGUACGAAUUCUACUUUUUGUUCUUUCAUUUUUUUUUUUUGGGGUAAUUGUUUAAUUGAAGUAAUAAGGGAAUGGGAAAAUCUCAAUCUCAAGCUUUUCAACAUGUAAAGCUUGGGUUUCCAGAAAUUUUCUGUUAUUUUGAUCCAUAAAAUGUGUCAUAUAUUAAGAUUCUAAAUUACCAAAAGCGCUGCAAAAGACCU